This is a messenger RNA of Fulvia fulva, 2376 nucleotides long. Its product is annotated as ABC transporter gloK. Gene Ontology annotation, biological process: transmembrane transport. Gene Ontology annotation, cellular component: membrane. The record is from RefSeq and is a predicted model, not a curated record. Gene Ontology annotation, molecular function: ABC-type transporter activity; ATP binding; ATP hydrolysis activity. The transcript has 8 exons. Bases 1 to 2376 code for a protein of 791 amino acids. NCBI's taxonomy places the organism in Eukaryota, Fungi, Ascomycota, Dothideomycetes, Mycosphaerellales, Mycosphaerellaceae.
AUGGAAGACCUCGUGUUUCGAUGCCGGCAGCUCUUUGUCCGGCGCUUGGGCAAAGACCAGUACAUCUUUAGCGGAAUCGAUUUCGACAUCAUUCGUGGGCAGUGCACCAUCAUCGCCGGCCCUGUUGGAUCCGGAAAGAGUGCCUUCUUAGAGUUGCUCCUUGGUGAGGUUGAAAACCAAGGUGGAUCGCUCUCCGUGGCUUCCGGGCAAAUUGCCCACUGUUCCCACAGCCCAUGGUUACAGGAAGCAACGCUCAGAGAGAACAUACUAGGCAUCACACAGUGGAACGAGGCCUGGUAUCAGACGGUAGUGGACGCUCGUGCACUCGGAGCAGAUAUUCAGACUCUCGCUAAUGGUGACGCCACCCACGUUGGUGCUCGUGGAUCAAGAUUGAGUGGUGGCCAGCAGGCACGUGUGGCGCUUGCAAGGGCACUAUACUCAAAAAUCCCGGUCUUGGUCCUGGACGAUGUGCUUCGUGGUCUUGAUAUGCGGACGGAAAAUCAUGUCGCGCGCAAAGUGUUCGGCCCCGAUGGCUUGAUCAGAAGGAGCAAAGCUACGGUCGUUUGGGCCACAAGCUCAGACACGAACUUGCGGUUCGCAGACCGCCUUCUGCGGUUGCCGGGAGACGGCUCUCUCGUGUGCAGAGAGGACGUUGCUGUCGGGGACGAACUUCACAAACCAAUCACUAACUCUGCAGGGCUCCAAGUGCGGGCCACUACUGUCAGGACUCCAGCAGAGGGCACGGUAGCUAAGGACGACCAGAAAUAUCGCGCAACCGGCGACCUCCGCACAUACGCAUACUUCGCGCAACUGGCUGGCUGGGCCCUGUCGACCGCGUACCUCUUGCUUUGUAUUGCUUUCAUGUGUGGCAUUGGCUUUUCAGUCCUCUGGCUACAGUGGUGGGUGAGAGCAAACGAAAGCCGCCCAAAUGAGGACCUGGGAUACUGGCUCGGUGUAUACGCCGGCAUUUCUGUGAUCGCCGUUGUUGCCGGCAUUGCGUCUGACAUAGUCUUGGUGCCAACAACGUCAAAUAGAUUCCACACGAUUUUGCUGGAAACAGUUGGGCGGGCAAAUCUUCAAUUACCCUCCUUGACCGGCGUAGGAGAAUUGUUGAACAGAUUUAGUCAAGAUCUCGAAUUGAUCGACAAUGAUCUGCCAGAUGCACUUGAUGCAACUAUACUCGCGUUUCUAGACAUGUUGUUUUCAGCGGUGCUGGUCUUUGUGGGCUCUCGCUUCGUUGUAGCAGUAUUGCCUUUGGGUUUCCUGGUCGUUGGGUUGAUUCAGAUGUUCUACCUUCGCACCUCAAGACAGAUGCGACUGCUUGACAUCGAGGCACGGGCACCUCUCAUGUUGAUAUUUGUUGAUGCUAGCAGCAACUUGCCAAGCAUCAGCGCAUAUGGACUCGCGGAAGCAUAUGCCGAAAAGCUGCGCAGCCAUUUGAGCGUCGCACAAAGGCCAUAUUACCUCAUGUGGUGUUUGCAGCGAUGGUUGACCCUGGUGCUAGACCUUUUCGUUGCUGCUAGCGCGGUGCUCCUCGUUGGUGAUGCAACCUAUAUUCCAUUGGGUGGAACAGGGUUGCUGGGUGUAGCGCUGUUCAGUAUUGUUUCCUUCAGCAUAACACUGGAGAAUCUGAUCACGCAGUGGACGCAAAUGGAAACCGCCGUUGGGGCGGUGGAUAGAAUCCGGACUUUCGCGCGAAAAACCGGUACCGAAGCUGCGACUGAAGCUGAGCUUCCCACGAAAAGCGAAUGGCCGCGGCAUGGAGCCAUCGAGUCGAAGGAAGUCUGUGCAUCUUAUGAGGGUCAUGGCGGCGUCAAGGACGUGAGCCUCUCGAUUCGACCUGGAGAGAAGAUCGCGCUUCGCGGUCGUACCGGCGGUGGUAAGUCAACAGUAUUAUACGUGCUGCUUCGCUUGCUCGAAGUCGACUCCGGCUCGUUAAGCAUCGGGGAUGUCGACCUCAGCAGGAUUCCGCAGACUCGUGUACGACAGAAGGUCAACACACUGUGUCCAGCUCCCGUUUUGAUACCAAGCUCAGUGCGUAUGAAUGUCGACCCAUUUCAGCAGACUGCAGACGACAAGCUUGUCGACAUUCUCCGUUCCUUGAGCUUGUGGGACGCGGUAUUUGAGAGCAGCGGUCUCGAUGCAGCUCUCAAAGAAGAGAGGCUACCCCAAGGACAAAACCAUUUGGUCUGUCUUGCGCGCCCCCUCUUACACCCUGGGAAGGUCGUCUUAAUGGACGAAGUGACCAGCAGCGCCGAUCGAGAAACCUCCAGACUCAUCUCGAGUAUGAUCCGAGAAAUUUUUCAGAACGGACCAUCAUCGCUAUUGCUCACGAUCUGGAUAGCAUCUUCGAUUUUGACCGCAUCGUGGUUCUAG